This is a messenger RNA of Rhopilema esculentum, 8746 nucleotides long. Its product is annotated as piezo-type mechanosensitive ion channel component 1. NCBI's taxonomy places the organism in Eukaryota, Metazoa, Cnidaria, Scyphozoa, Rhizostomeae, Rhizostomatidae. Gene Ontology annotation, molecular function: mechanosensitive monoatomic ion channel activity. The record is from RefSeq and is a predicted model, not a curated record. Gene Ontology annotation, cellular component: membrane.
UGGAAUCUCGGAACCGCUGAAAAGAAAAUCUGUCAUGUGGGCCGGAAUGACAUAAUAAGGCAAUAGUUUUGAGAGGGUAAUCUAAAUAGAGUUUAGUACUGGAAAAGGAAACGGAAGUGUCAAGAAAUACUUGCUUCUGCAGAGCCUGAUUUCUUCCAAAGCACAGACAUUGCAAACAGAUUUUCAUUGUUUUUGUAAAGAGGAAACUUUUUCAAAGUUUCAUCGCUUGUUUUGGGCCUAGGCUUUAUCCUAUACAUUGUAUCCAGGUUUGGACGACACCCCUUUCGUAUGGGAUUUGAAUGAAGCAGGGAAAGCUGAGCAAACAAUCGCAAAACACUGGUUUUAAAAAUCAGAAAAGAGGCCAAGAACUAUUAUGGUAUCAGAAAUAUCGGAUACAAUCUGACUAUACUAAACAAUGAUACAAACCUGAAAUUUACUUUGCAAGAUGAGAUAUUGGUACUGUCAGGUUGAUGUUGGAUGAGAAUUCAAAAAGGUUACUACUAAAAGUUUAGAUAUGGGUGCUGACACAGCAAGAGCAAUUUUGUACAGAUUUGCAUUACCGCUAACACUUCUUGCUGCUUGCAUCAUCAGAUACAAUGGCUUGUCCUUCAUUUACCUAUUGUGUCUACUGGUUGUACCCUUACUUCCAAGCCCAUCACGGCGAGCAGCAUGUGCUGUCAAACUGCAACAGGCCAUUCUUGGAUUGUCUGUGGUUGCUAUUGUGGCUCAUAUAGCUUUUCAGAUAACUCUGCUUGCAGAAGAAUCUGUUGCAAGAGAAAUAUCAAACUGUUCGUUAGCUGAAACUAUUUUAGGUCAGAUUGGAUUUUACAAAUUCCGUAGAACAGACACUGCAAAUAUCGUCCGCCUUCUUGCUCCAGACCUGCUCGUGUUCAUAAUAUCCCUGGCUUGUGUUAUCGGAUCAAGAAAAAUCCAUCUCCAUGUCAGAUCUUCACACAGUCGUUCGCAUCACGAUCGAGAUGGCUCGCCAGUUGAGGAUGUUUUGCCUGUUUUUGUCGCAUUGAUGUUGCUGCUUGGUGGAAUAGUCCAACCAAAUGUUAUAUCUUCAGUUUACUUUCUGAGCUUCCUGUUCUUAGGCACAUUUUGGGCAUGUCAUCGAUCCGUUCGCUUCAAGAAAAACAAAGCCUUAUUUUGCCUCAAAGUGUUUUUAACUGUAUACGCUGGGCUUCAUGUCGUAUUGCUGUAUUUGUAUCAGUUUGAGUUCUUUCAGGAAUUGCUACCAGCACCUACUCUUUUUGCGAGACUGUUCGGUCUCCCUGCAAUCGUAUUAUCCAAAUGCCGGUCCGGCAAUUACCUUAGUAUCAAUGAAAAUCUCAACUGGCCUGUUUAUGUUUUUCCUGUUGUUAUAUUUCUCGUGUACUGGAUUCUCGCCACCGAAGUCAGGUACAGAUGCAGUCGGCAAUACCACCAGUCACAAGUUGCAAGGAGUACGUUUCAGUGGUGGAACCCGUUGUCAUGGAAAGAAAAUCCGGUGGAACACGAGCAUCUGUUAGCAGAAGGCAGUCGUAAAUACGCAUACCGGACAUUUAGAGGGUCACCAAGCGUGCAACCGGAAUUACCGGCCGUGCAAACUGAGCAUCCGGUUGAACAGAUUAGCGUCCAAGGGACCUUUAGUAGCAUUGUCAUGUUCCUGAUGAGGCAGAAUUAUAUUGCUGCACUUAUUGUUAUGAUGGCUUGGAGUAUAACGUACCACUCUUGGCUAUCGUUUGUGUUGCUGUUAUGGGCCUGUGUGAUAUGGAUAACCCCCUUUGCUCGAUGGUUUUGCAUGGCAUCGUCACCGUACUUUGUCUUCUACGCGGAAUGUUUACUCGUUAUCCAAUAUAUUUAUGGUAUGAAUUUGGAAAAGGAUGAGCUGCCAAUUAGUCACGGAAAUUUGGACUAUUCGGAGCUUGGUCUGAAAAAAUUCGACUACCCUUGCCUUCAUCUUGGAGCCCAGACUCUUUUCACCUGGAUAUUUUGGAUAACUCUGAGACAGCAUGUGCGAGAAAGAAAACUGAGAAAGAGACAGGAUCGGCAGACAGGGGAACUCAUGCUUACGACGUUAGCACGGCCUAUUGUGCAGGCAUUUAAGAAAAGAGGAGCUGCAGCUGAAAGAAAGUACAAAGGAGUUGAAUCUGAUAUUGAAGACAUAGAUGCCGGGCCGCCAUCCGACGAUGCGAAGGAGUUUAUGCAAUGGAUUAGGAGCACGCUUGCCAAAUAUUGGAUCCUCCUUUGCUGCGCAGCCUUCUUGCUGGUUGCUUUGCAGAAAGACGUCUCGUUGUAUCAGAUAUUCUAUAUGGUGACUUUUCUCAUAGGCUUUAUUGUUUACCAGUUUUCAGUCAAAGUGUGGAAGAUAAUCCUGCGUCCGUUAUGGUGGUUUAUGGUUGUGUAUUCCAUAUUAAUUCUUCUUAUCGUGUACACAUACCAGUUCAAGAAUAUGCACACAUAUUGGAAAGAUGGAGCCGGCAUCAGUGAAGAUAUGCUACAUGACUUAGGCCUUCGGCAACAUGACAAAGCCAGCCUGCUUGUUGAACUCCUGAUCCCCACUCUGUUCUCCAUUGCCUUGGUCAUCCAGUUGCAUUUCUUUCACAAACCAUUGACUAUGAAGAUCAACCACUUGAUUAUUCUCCGUAAACAAGCAAAACAGCAUCAACUCACGGGCACUGCAGCCAAAGAGAUUGGCGAUGAGAGCGAAGGUUCUGCUGCUACGAAACAGCCACCAGAGGUUAUUGCUCCAGAAUCUUCAGCAGAGAGGACUGACAAUGCCGCGCAGGAAACAGAUUCUGUUGAUGGGGAAAUGACAGCCCUUCAUAAAUUACUCUGGUUUUACAAAAAUGCAUCGAAAGUUCUUUGGAGGGUGGCAGAGAUUCACGCUUCGAAGGCUCUCAGCUUUGUGAUCAUGCUUGUCGUUGUUCAGCAGGUUUCUGCCUUCAACGCUGUCCUAUUGCUCGUCUUAUGCAUGUCGAUGCCAUCACAAAAGCUGCUCCGGGUGAUGAAUUACUUCUUUGUCGUUUGGGCAUCUAUCAUCAUAUUUUCUCUCAUGUUUUAUCAACUGAGAUUUGUCAAUGAGGAUAUCCUGAAAUACAACUGUACUGCAGCUGGAGUGCCUAUGACGUCAGUAAUGGUCGGCCAUUUCUCCAGCAAUGCACGGUGGAUUGGACUCCACAAAAGUUCAAAGGUUUCUGUUGAAGUCAGGGGGUACCUAUUUAUCGUUCUUGCAAUCGUCUUUGCAAAGGUUAUCAAACAUCAUCAGGAAUUAUAUCGUUACAAGAAGGGCAUUCAGAUCAAUCCUGGCAUUCUUUUCAACGGUGUAACUAGGCCUAUGGCGGAUGAAAACAUUUCUAAUUGCAUCAAGUACAUGUGCAAUAAUUUCUUCGGCUGUUUUGGUUUUGAGAUCAAUCUCAUCGUGAUGGUGAUUUGCAUAGCCGUUCGUUGCGAUGCAUUCGCAGUCCUAGGGUCACUUUGGACUGCUAUCUUCCUGUUUGUAAGACGCAAGAACAGCGAGAGACUCUGGCCUAUCUACAUCGGCUAUUUGUGCAUUUUCAUUGCUAUUCAGUACCUCCUCAUCCUUGGAUGGCCACCUGGGCUUUGCUUAGAUUACCCAUGGAGCGGAAGACUAAGCCCAAAUCUCGUACAUUGGCUUUACCUCACUGACGUUUCAAGGCCGCAGAAUCAGUUUGUUUUACUUGCCGACUUUUUCCAACUCCUUGCGGCAUGCUGCCAAGAAAAUUGCUUUGCGGAAGAGAAAAAGCAGAAAGCUCAGAGCGCAACCCAAUCAACAGCUCUUGCGUGUCCCACGAGACAAAAGACGACGAAAUCAGGCUUUAUCCUGCAUUCAGCGAAAAGUGAUCAUUAUGUACCGCCAGAUUUCAUGAUCAAUAAGACUUGGCUUGACUUUCUUAAGAUAAUCAUUCUAGAGCAGUUAUACUGGCUUACGCUAAGCAUUGUUUACAUAACGGCUCAGACUGCGGCAAGUCUUUUCAACGCCGGCUUUCUUCUCGCGUGCUUCUUCUUCUUGUGGCAUGGACAGUCUCUGUAUCUUCGUCCGAAGCAUACCCUCAGGAAAUGGUGGAAGACGUUUUUGGGCUACAAUUUUCUGGUCAUUCUUUUGAAAGUCUGGCUCCAGGUGGCGUCGUGUGUUUAUAUAAAGCGAAUAAAGGAAACUGAAACGAUCGGAUGCGUGCUUAUUCAGCUACUCAAUCUUUACUGCCUCAGACAAGAUGAAUAUCUCUUUAAAGACAAAACCACCUUGGAUCCAUCUUGUUUAGCAGAAGCCAAUACUGGCCUAGCUGUUGAUGCAGUUUGCUUUAUUUUUGCGAUCAUCCAGUAUCGAAUCUUCAAAUCGAUUUAUUUCAAAUACGUCAUCAGAGAGCACAGAAAGCAAUCGGAUAUGGCAACCAGGGGUGCCCAGCUUGUUGAGCAAAGAUUGGAUGCACGGCUGCAAGAAUCCAAUGAAAAAGAUAAAAAGAAAAUGGAAGAAAUAAAAGCCAGCGUGGCUAAAUUGAAGCAGAAGCAGGAGAGAUUGAACCCCAAUCAAAAGGAGCCACUUUCUCAUUACGAAGCAAUUUACUCUGGCGAUUAUUACUGGUAUGAAAGUGACGAUGACGCUCAAAACGAACCUGAAAAUGUCAAAUCAGCGAGCCCUCCGCCUUGGGAGUCCCCACCAGCCUCCAUAUCGCGCCCUUCUUCUGCUUGCUCGCCACGUCCUGUCGCAAUGCUGUCUCCUGUUGCCACGCCACCGCCUGUUGCCACGCCACCGCCUGUUGCCCCGCCACCGCCUGACGAAUCAAGACCAUCUACUAGCUCCUCCAUAGUGGUGGAACCCGCUUCCUCCACAAGGUCUACGAAUCUGGACUCGCCCCAGUUGGUGAGACGUCGAAGAAAGCCAAAAGUAGAAAAUGAAUCGUCUAUAGGCUCAAGUGUUAGUCUCAUAGACUUGGACGAAGACGAACCUCAGACUAUAGGAGAGGCAGUUAAUGUUAUUGAUGAAAGUGAAGAAAAACAAAAAACUUGUAUGGACUCGAUGCGUGAGUUCGGAGUUAGUUGCAAAGAAUACUUUGAAGAAAUUGCUAAUAAUAUGAUUGAUUAUUUUAAUGAAAUUUCGGCUGAUUAUCGCGCCAUUGCUGAACAGCUUGAGAGAGAAUGGACGAUUAAAUACAAGGAAAAUAUCAGGAUUGUCCAUCAACGGCGUGACUCUAAAGAGCUUGGGGAGGGGAGCUCUACAACAGACCCGGAGAGGAUUGCAAAAUCGCCAAAGGUGAGUUCUGCAGGUAGCAGUUCCAUGAAUCAGGAUGAAGAUAGCGACACUUGGUCGUUCGUUACGUUUGAUGAAGAGCAAGAAGACGGGUGGCAGAAACAAGACUCGCUGGGUGUUCGGUUUUCUGUCGCUCUUUACUACGCCCUGCUUGCUAACACAGAUCUUCUUUGUUAUGCGUUGAUGAUUGUCAAUCAUAUGUACUAUGCAUCCAUGCUGUCGAUACCUUUGCCUUUCUUUGUUAUUUUAUGGGGAAUGCUGUCAAUACCAAGACCAACAAAACAAUUUUGGAUCACAAUCAUAACAUACGUGGAACUUGUGAUCGUUGUGAAGUAUGUUUUCCAGUUCCAGUUCUUUCGAUUCAAUGAUUGUUCAGAUAUCCAGUACCAUCCAGCUGAAAGAAACAAUCCGUUAUGCCCACCACGGAUUAUCGGCAUAGAGCGGGGUGCCAAUUCAACGAUAUGUGACUUGUUGCUUCUGCUUGGAUUGUUCUUUCAUAGAUUUGCAUUAAAGGCACAUGGUUUGUGGCGUGAGAAAUCGUGGAACGAAGAAGAAGAUGGAUUACAGCAACAUAACACGCCUACGUUUGAUGACACACAGACACUAGAGCCAAUCGCGGAGGACAACUUCAUAUCUGAAAGAGAUUUUAGACAGGGACAGGACACCUCUGAAAUCCAAUCGUCAGAAAGCACAAGAAGUUCAGAACGCAACCGAAAGAGCGUACUUGAAAACAUCAGAAGAUUCAUCGAAAGAAUGUUGGACCCAAGAGUCGGAACAGGCGCCGUCGAUGUCUACGCAUGGAUGUUUGGUUGCCAGUUCAUCGUCUUUCUGAUCAUCGCUUUCAGUUGGUCCGCAUUUUCGUCCCCAGAGUCUAGCAAACGAAAUUUUGCUCAAAUCAUUGAAGAGAAUGUGGUUCCGAGGACGUUUUUGUACAUGCUGCUAACACAGUUCCUACUCAUACUUUUGGAUCGGUAUCUUUACCUUCGCAAGCUGGUUUUCGUCAAACUCCUCUACCUUGCAUUUCUGGUCUUCGCAUUUCACAUAUUCAUGUUUUUGGCUGUUCCGCUAAUCACAACAAAAAAAUUCAUCGACAAUGUUCCAGCCAUUUUCAUGUACGUUUUCCAAUGCAUGUACUUCGGGCUUUCAGCAUACCAAGUAAGGUGUGGCUACCCUAUUAGAAUUCUUGGAAAUUUCUUGACCAAAAACUACACGGUGACCAGUGUUGUCCUUUUCCAAGGAAUCCAGUCAAUACCAUUUCUACUCGAGUUGCGAAGUGUUUUGGAUUGGGUGUGCACAGAUACAACGCUAAGCCUCAGUCAUUGGCUCAAAAUGGAGGAUAUUUAUGUCAACACUUAUAUUUUGAAAUGCUGGAGAGAUUCAGAGAAGACCUGGCCUCAUCCACGUGGAAUGAAGUACUGGGCCUCAAGCAAGAUUCUCCUUGGUGGCUUGUUAGUGUUCUUACUCAUCGUUGUCAUCUGGUUCCCAUUGCUCUUUAUGUCCUUCAUCAACUCAGCCUAUAUCAGUAAUAUUCCUGUAGAUGCAACCUUUACACUGAGUGUUGGUGGCUACCAGCCUUUGUUUAAGAUGAGUGCCCAGCAACAGUUUCUGCAUCGUUUAACAGACGCAGAUAUUGAAGAAAUAAGUUCAUCAACUGAACUUGAGAAGAGCAAGUACUGGUCCAAAGAAAAGGCCAAAGCGUUCAUUGAUGAUUAUAGAAAAAAAGGCAACAUCGUGCGGAUAAAAAUACUGAGUAAUUCAAAUUCUAUCUGGGCGAUAAGUCCACCCUCACGAGAGUUUUUAGUCAAAGAGCUGCAGUCGAACGCAAGUGUUAAUAUUCGUUUUAAGUACGAGUUUAACAGAGAGCCAAACACCUCGCAAGCAGCGCUCGUUCAAGAAACAGUUUCUGGAACUCAUGUCAUACCGCUCAAGCCUUAUGACAGAAUACGAAGGGAACUCCGAAAUAUUCUUCAAAGUAAUCAGGAUGGUGGAAAAUUAGUGAUAAAGAACCUGUUUCCUACCUUCAUCCAAGUGCCAGCCAGUGGCCCUGCGAAGCCUGUUGAGCAGCUAGGCCAAGGACAUUACGUCAAGUGUGUUCUGAAGCUGCGCAAGGGCCCCUUGCCUCAGGUCAAUUCAAGCCUCGUAGAAUGGUGGGAGAUUAUUCAGGAGACAAGUCCAGUCUAUCCGUCAAAAGACAGCCUGGAAAUUAUAACUUUCAACGAUCUGGUGCCACCACUUCAUCUUUCGUUCUUUGCAAGCAAAGGGAUUAUUGGCUUAUACGUUGGUUUUGUUUGGUUGAUUGGAAAAUUUGUACGAUUGUUUUUCACAUCUGUUUCUUACCGUAUCAUGUUUGACGAGAUGCCUAAUGUCAACAAAGUUCUCAAACUCUGCCUGGAGAUUUACAUGGUGCGAGAGAGCAAGGAACUAAAUCUGGAGGAAGAUCUCUUUGCCAAGCUUCUUUUCUUAUAUCGCUCACCAAUGACUUUGAUUAAAUGGACAAAAUACAAAAGGUUGUGAUAAAUUUCUAUCCUUUUUCAAAUGCAUGAUCAAAUAUCUUCGAACCAGAGUACAGAAAUUGUGGGGGUUCUCUUGGCAGGUUGUCGAAAGCAAAGGAAAAUCACGUCCCUCCCCCAAUUAUUUUCUAGGUGAGGACAAUCAGUUUUCUGUACUGUUGUGUGAUUCAAUUUUGAAUCAUUAAAUUAACGCAAAUUCCUUUUUUGCUGACAGCAUCCUUAAUUUAUGUUUUAUUUAAUGUUUACUGCAAAAAUUUCAUUUCUUUGCAUUUUUUGACACAACUAUUGCAUAUAUAUGUAGUAUCUGAAAUAUUUUUUUAUCAAAAAUAUUAAACACUGAAAUACUUUUCCGUACUCUGUGGUUCAUGAUUCAAAUGUGUAAUUUUUCUAAUAUAAAAUUUAUUAAUGUUUUAAUACUGUAUUUCUAGCGAUAUUUAGAAAUUUAAGUGGGACGGGACUAUUUAUGCAAGAUAUGGUACAAAAUUAGCUACAUAAGUAGAACUCUUAAUUGAUAUGAUAAAAAAUUGUUGUUAUUGUGUUCUUAUAUGUUUCUUGUUUCUAAAACUUUGUUGUUUAAUGUAUGCAUCUUUAUUUGGUUGUUGUUAUCAGUUCGCAAGGUUGUGUUUUAAUUUCAAUUCUAGUUGUGGAAUUUUAAAUAGAUAAACUAUUUGUAUGGAUAGACAACUUUACAAGUCCUUUUGGCAUUUAUGUAACAUCAGUUCGAUUUUCGCAUCCCACCAUUCGAUUUUCAUAUCAGCAAAAUUUGUCGUAUGCAUUUAAAUCCAUUACAAAUUUGUAUUUGAAACAUUAGUUAAUCGAUAGUCUUUGUUGAACCUAUAGUUAAAUCUUUGUUGUUAAUCGAAAAAAAUUCUCAUGCUGUGUGUGUUAAAAUGAUAUUUUUUAGAAUAUUUGAUAUUGUGAAGAAUCUGUUAAUUUUAAAUUUACGGUGGAAUAUAAAUUUCUAAUCAAUAUAUUUUACUGCUGA